Messenger RNA from Phragmites australis (common reed), 993 nucleotides. RefSeq names its product ubiquitin-conjugating enzyme E2 11. Bases 221 to 667 code for a protein of 148 amino acids. Gene Ontology annotation, cellular component: nucleus. Gene Ontology annotation, biological process: protein polyubiquitination. Lineage: Eukaryota; Viridiplantae; Streptophyta; Magnoliopsida; Poales; Poaceae. The transcript has 5 exons. The record is from RefSeq and is a predicted model, not a curated record. Gene Ontology annotation, molecular function: ubiquitin conjugating enzyme activity.
GCACGCACCACAAGCGAGGGACCCCCGGGACAGGUGGAAAAAAAGGGGCGUCUCUCUCUCUAGCUCCUCUAGCCGUCUCCGAUCUUUCGUCUUCGUUGCGAAAAGGUGGAAACCUUCGCCUCCAUCUCCUCCAUCUCCUCGCCUUCCCUUCCCCCUUUCGCUUUUUCGCGUGGUUUUUUUUUCGGUCUCCCAUCCGAUCAGAUCGGCGCGGGAUCUCAUCAUGGCAUCAAAGCGUAUCCUUAAGGAACUCAAGGACCUGCAGAAAGAUCCCCCCACAUCAUGCAGUGCAGGUCCUGCUGGUGAGGACAUGUUUCACUGGCAAGCAACAAUUAUGGGGCCACCUGACAGUCCCUAUGCUGGUGGCGUUUUCCUAGUGAACAUUCAUUUCCCGCCAGACUACCCCUUCAAACCUCCGAAGGUAUCUUUCAAGACAAAGGUCUUCCAUCCUAAUAUCAAUAGCAAUGGAAGCAUAUGCCUUGAUAUUCUUAAAGAACAGUGGAGCCCUGCUUUGACAAUCUCUAAGGUCUUGCUCUCCAUCUGUUCCCUGCUGACUGACCCCAACCCAGAUGAUCCUCUUGUCCCUGAGAUUGCCCACAUGUACAAGACGGACCGGCCGAAGUACGAGUCGACAGCCCGCAGCUGGACACAGAAGUAUGCCAUGGGCUGACGGACGAAUACUUCUGCAGCUGGAACCACUGACGAUUCCUGUGUCGUCUCAAGAAAUUGUUUAUGGGUCAUUGUCUCCUUCGAUUUGUUGCCGGUUGUGUGUAUCCCUGAUCCAUCUAGGAUCGUAUUGUAGUCGGUGUUGACCUAUCAUCAUUACCGUCCUUAGUGAGAUGGUCGGACAUGCUUUUGCCUUCGCACCUAUGCUUGUUGGGAAACCUUCCUUAAGGUGCGUGCUAUUUGGUAAAUGUUCAUCAAAGACCCGCCUCUGUGGAUCAUUGAAUGUAGGCUCAAUUCAUGUCAUGUUAUCAGAGAAUGUUGAAGGGUCUA